AAUUUUUCAGUGGGCGUGUUAGGUAGGGUGUCAGGUUUGGAAUCAAUACCUUGGCACUAGGUUUUUCAUUGUAAGUUAAAUUUUAGUUGUUCUGAAGCCCAUUCAAGAUGGGAUCACUUUUUAGAAGUGAGGAAAUGACAUUAUGUCAGUUGUUUUUACAAAGUGAAGCUGCUUACGCUUGUGUGUCUGAAUUAGGGGAGUUAGGUCUGGUGCAAUUCAGAGAUCUCAAUCCAGAUGUAAAUGCUUUCCAACGAAAAUUUGUCAAUGAAGUCCGUAGAUGUGAUGAGAUGGAAAGGAAGCUUCGGUAUCUUGAAAAGGAAAUCAAGAAAGAUGGUAUACCUAUGCUGGAUACUGGUGAAAAUCCCGAGGCUCCUCAGCCUAGAGAAAUGAUUGAUUUAGAGGCAACCUUUGAAAAAUUAGAAAACGAACUUCGAGAAGUAAAUCAAAAUGCUGAAGCUCUGAAGAGAAAUUUUUUAGAACUAACUGAACUCAAGCACAUCCUUCGUAAAACUCAGGUUUUCUUUGAUGAGAAACAGAGCCAAUUCCAAGAGUCAUACCAACAGAUGACAGAUCCACGGAGGGAGGAGGAGCAGACGCUGCUUGGAGAUGAAUGGCUCAAGGCAGGAGGACAAGUCCUUAAGUUAGGAUUUGUCGCUGGAGUUAUACUAAGAGAAAGAAUCCCUGCAUUUGAACGGAUGCUGUGGCGCGCCUGCCGUGGUAAUGUGUUUCUAAGACAAGCUGAAAUAGAGAAUCCUUUAGAAGAUCCUUCUACAGGAGACCAAGUAUACAAAUCUGUGUUCAUAAUUUUCUUCCAAGGUGACCAACUAAAAACUCGAGUGAAAAAAAUCUGUGAAGGAUUUCGUGCAACUCUUUACCCAUGCCCAGAAGCUCCUGCUGAUAGAAGGGAGAUGGCUAUGGGAGUUAUGACUAGAAUUGAAGAUCUGAAUACAGUUUUAGGCCAGACUCAAGAUCAUCGCCAUAGAGUGCUUGUAGCUGCAGCUAAGAACAUAAAAAGUUGGUUUGUCAAAGUACGAAAAAUUAAAGCCAUAUAUCAUACUCUGAAUUUGUUCAAUCUUGAUGUUACUCAGAAGUGUUUAAUUGCGGAAUGCUGGGUACCAGUUUUAGAUAUUGAAACAAUACAACUAGCUCUCAGAAGAGGGACUGAAAGAAGUGGUAGCUCCGUACCACCUAUUUUAAAUAGGAUGGAUACUUUUGAAGACCCACCAACUUAUAACCGUACCAAUAAGUUCACUAACGGCUUUCAAAGUUUAAUUGAUGCUUACGGUGUGGCCUCUUACCGUGAGAUGAAUCCAGCUCCUUAUACAAUUAUUACUUUCCCUUUCCUGUUUGCUGUCAUGUUUGGUGAUUUGGGACAUGGAGCUAUCAUGACCAUAUUUGCUGCUUGGAUGGUUCUCCAAGAAAAGCCUUUAGCUGCCAAGAAAACUGAUAAUGAGAUCUGGAAUAUCUUCUUUGGAGGGCGCUAUAUCAUCCUUCUUAUGGGCUUAUUUUCCAUGUACACUGGUCUGAUAUAUAACGACAUAUUUUCAAAAUCUUUAAAUAUAUUCGGUUCUCACUGGACAAUCAACUACAACAUGAGUACUGUUAAUGACAGUAAAUACUUGCAGUUAGAUCCAAAGACAAAUGAUUAUAUUAAAUCACCAUAUCCUGUUGGUAUCGAUCCAGUUUGGCAGAUGGCAGAUAACAAAAUUGUUUUCUUGAAUGCAUAUAAAAUGAAGAUAUCUAUUAUUAUUGGUGUCUUUCACAUGUUGUUUGGAGUUUCACUCAGUCUCAAGAACUAUAGAUAUUUUAAUAACUACUUAUCCAUCUAUUGUGAGUUUAUUCCUCAAUUGAUUUUCCUCCUAUUUUUAUUCUUCUAUAUGGUUAUUCUUAUGUUUAUGAAAUGGAUUAUCUUCUAUCCAGAAAGUGAAAAUGUUUUGACUUCUCCGUACUGUGCUCCAUCCAUCCUGAUAACAUUUAUCAAUAUGGUACUCUUUAAGCCAAGUACACCUCUUCCUAAAUGUGAAGUAAACAUGUACGCAGGGCAGGAUUUCCUCCAAAAGUUGUUGGUGGUUAUUGCAUUAAUUUGUAUCCCUUGGAUGCUUUUGGCUAAACCUAUUAUUAUUAUGAGGGGAAAAAAGAAGGAGCACCAAUUGCUGAGCAAUAAUCACAUCGGUUCUGAAAAUGGUGACAUCGAAGGAGGUGUCCCUCAGACCACCCCAGAUCCAAUCUCCCAUGGUGGUGGUAAGCACGAGGAGGAUGAUAUGACUGAGAUGUUUAUUCACCAAGGCAUCCAUACUAUAGAAUAUGUCCUUGGUUCAGUAUCUCAUACUGCUUCAUACCUUCGGCUGUGGGCGCUGUCUUUGGCUCAUGCCCAACUCUCUGAAGUACUAUGGAAUAUGGUCCUUAGUAAAGGUUUGAAGUUUGAAAGCUGGAUCGGAGGAAUUAUCCUUUGGGCCGUUUUCUCCUUCUGGGCAAUGCUGACUGUUGGCAUAUUAGUUCUCAUGGAAGGUCUUUCUGCCUUUCUUCACACUCUUCGAUUGCAUUGGGUUGAAUUCCAGAGCAAAUUUUAUGGUGGUGUUGGCUACACAUUCCAACCAUUCUCAUUUGAAGUUAUAUUGGAGCAGGCUUCUAACGCUGCUGAGGAAUAAUCUCACCUGUAAUUUAAUUUAAUUGAUUUUUUAGUACUUAAUAAUCUUAUUAUUACCUUCCUAAGUCUAAUAUGGUGAAAUUCAAUAUCCUUAUUAAAAACAAAUUAUUAUAUCUUUGAGAAUUGCUUUAAUUAAAAAGACGAACCUUUAUUUUCCUUUAAAAGGCUUUUUCUAAUAUGAUUUUAUGUUAUUGAACUAUCAUGAGGUAGUAAUGAGUUUUGUAUAUUAGUAAGUAAACUGUUCAUUCCAUAUUAUCAGUGAUUUUAUCUAUGUUUGUUGUUUAAUAUGUAAGAUUUAUUACUGUUAAUUUAUGAAUAUUAGGUAAAAUGUAUAAAUUAUUGCAUUGUUUUAUAAUAUACGAUAUCAACUUCCUGUUAUUUAUUACUCUUAAUGUUUAAGAAGUUUAUGAUAUUAAAAUUUGCAAUUAGAAAUCUAAUGGUAGCCAGAAGUAUUAUGCUCCAACUGUAGGAUUGUAAUUGUGCACAAUGUGUUAAAUUAAAUAUUUAUAGUUAGUGCUUAAGUGUCAAUAUUAAAUAAUACUUAACUGCAGAACAGUUGUUUUUUCUCAUUCCUUUCUAUAUGCCACCCUUAUUGACAAAUUUGUAGAGGUCGAGCAUCAUGGCACUGGCAUGAGAUCUAGCUGUCUUUUCCUUGAUACCCGAAGAUUUAUUAUUUUACAUAUUAAAAUUAAGGCUAUAAUAGCUGUCAUAUGCCAUUUAUGAUGAAGAACAAGAAACCAAAACAGUAAAGUUCAUAAAUAAGAAUGAGAGUAUCAAGUGUCAUGGCCGCAACUGCAGUCCAAUAUUCGUAUCGUUCUGUCUUUGCUACUUUGUCAUCUGGUUAUUAUCUGAAAUCCUAUUCUCAGACUUUGUAAACAGCGAGUUUAUUAACAGUUUAACAAUUUUACUUUACAAUCAGUGAGGUGACUUAUUAUUAACAAUUAGCAAUAUUAAACUGUUGUUCGUUUGCUAGAGAUAGUUUACGUGGCAGAUAAUUCCCCUCAGCCGGUCUUAUCUUUCAAGGUCAUGGUCAUGGCGCUUUGUAUUACUCUUCAAUCUGUGUUCGUACCUCAGACUCAUAUAUACUUUUUUUCUCUCUGUUUUAGUUAUUUAUUUAUUUUUUUUUUUUUACUCUGACUCUUUUAUUUUAUAUAUUUAUUGAAAAUGUUUUAUUUAAUAAUUGUAAAUAGAUUAGUUAUUAAUCUUUGGAUUCUGAUAAGAACAUUUCUAUUGAUGAAUCAUAUGUAGAUACUCCCUUCUCCAAAAUUAGUGCGACGGAUUCUCAGUGCUUAGCAAGGCGAACUCUCCAAAAGCGCCACAGAAACUCUGCCCCCGGGUCGGCGGCAACUCACCAAAUACAAAAAAAAUCCGCUAAAUCAAAGCAGACAAAAAUAAACAAUCAAAAACUAGCACUAAUAAUAAUUAAGCUAUGAAAGCUGAAACUAAACCUCCUACUAGCACAUCUAGCAGCAACAAUUCUGUUGCAGUCAAUAAUAAAAAUAAGGAGACCAGUGAACCUAUGACUUUCACCGAACCAGAGCCACCACUGAUAUAUGUAAGCAAAAUUGACAACUUCAUGCAGUUCGAUCAAGAAAUAGCUAACCUGAUUGGACAGAACAAUUUCCGGUGUUUUUCUCGUGUCAAUGACAUAAAGAUUAACACAAACAUCAAAAACGAUUAUAAAAAAGUUAUUAAUCACUUGACAACACAAAACUAUGACUUCCACUGCUAUCAAUUAAAAGAAGGAAAAACACAUAGGGUCGUUUUGAGAGUUCUUUACUCAACCAUUCCUACGACCGCUAUAAAAAAAGAUCUUGAUGAUAUCGGCCACAAUGUAAGAUAUAUAUCUUCUGUUUUACAUCCAAUCGACCAAUAUCGACUGCCAUUAUUUUUCAUUGAUUUGGAACCAGCCCGGAAUAAUUCUGAAAUCUUUGAAGUCAAAAGAUUGUUGUAUUCUACUGUAAAAUUUGAAGAACCUAAACAGAAACAUCUUGUCCUGCAAUGCACCAAGUGUCAAAACUUAGGUCAUACAAAGGCCUACUGCCAUCACUCCGCGGCGGUGUGUCAAAUGUGCAGAUCCUCAUGCCUUACACCUGCCAGAAACUAACACACAUUCAGUCAAAAUCUCCAGGUCAGCAAAUGCCUCCUCAUCAGAUACCUCUAGGAUUAAAAUUACCUCCUAAAUAUGUAUUAACGUCUCUGAAGCCGACUUAUCGAAGCAACAAAAAAAAAAAUUGGUUUUGUACAUCAUGUACAAAACCUCAAAGUAAACACAGCAACCGUGGAUGUGUAAGAAGAGAGCAAUACCUCUAUUUUGGCUGAGGUUAAAAAGAUCGCCGGGGAUAUAAAGGAAGUUAAAAUCUCGUUCCGAAAGCAAAGCGAUCUCGCAUUUGAAAAUAGUGAGAG
Molecule: messenger RNA, 5053 nt
Organism: Nezara viridula (southern green stink bug)
Lineage: Eukaryota; Metazoa; Arthropoda; Insecta; Hemiptera; Pentatomidae
Source: the annotation of a GenBank genome assembly